Molecule: messenger RNA, 1849 nt
Organism: Camellia sinensis
Lineage: Eukaryota; Viridiplantae; Streptophyta; Magnoliopsida; Ericales; Theaceae
Product: GATA transcription factor 24
Biological process (GO): regulation of DNA-templated transcription
Molecular function (GO): sequence-specific DNA binding; protein binding; zinc ion binding
Source: RefSeq, a predicted model, not a curated record
CAAAAAAUAAAUAAAAAAAUAAAAAACCUUUCGUCUCUGUGCUCUCUCUCGGAAGCUCAAUCCGAGCCUCUCUCCUCAACGAAACACAGUCUUCCUUUAAUGCCCCAAUUCCAUUUUCAGACGUUUCAUUUCAUUACACACACACACAUAUAUAUACACACACUCACUUGCAUGCACAACACAUUUAUGUAUAUUUAUAUGUGAAUUCAAUGCUCGUUUAGGGUUUUAUUUCACUUUCACCAUCCUCGUAGUUUACUUCAUUCUUUUUAUGAAUUGGUCAAGUAAUUGGAGUUAGGGUUAGGGUUAGGGUUAGGGUUAGGGUUUUACUUUGUAUUCCUGUUCUCUCUUUGUUCACUGAGAGAGGGCGAGAUCGAUAUAUACAUACACUAUAUAUAUAGAUAAAUAGAACCAGAAUUAUAUACAGAGAGAGAGAGAGAGAGUGAUGUUGUAAGAAUGGAAGCAGUGAAUCCGAUUCCACUUCAAGCAAGGCCCCAUGAAGAACUUGAAGAUCACAUGCAGGUAUCAUCGAUACGGGUCGAUGAAGACGGAGGAGGAGGAGGGUUCGAAGCCGAUGAUGUCAGUGGUGGUUGUGCCGUGGAAGUGCAAGUGAACUCUGUAAUCCUCCCUGUGAAUAACAACCCUGUUGCUCUUCCCUCUCCGACGAGUGAGCUUUCCAUUUCAUUCGAAGGCGAGGUUUAUGUAUUCCCCGCGGUCACUCCCGAAAAGGUGCAAGCGGUGCUGUUGCUCUUGGGAGGGCGAGAAAUACCUAAUAGUGUGCCUAGCUCAGAAUUUUUGUUGCAACAGAAUAACAAGAGUUUAGGUGGUGCCUCAAGUCGCUCAAAUAUUUCUCGAAGAACUGCAUCCUUGGUUAGGUUUCGUGCAAAACGGAAAGAGAGAAGUUUUGAGAAGAAAAUUCGGUACUCAUGUCGAAAAGAGCUUGCUUUGAGGAUGCAUCGUAAGAAUGGCCAAUUCGCAUCAAUAAAGAAAUUGGCUGAUGGUGACUGGCAUCCAAGUGAUGGCACCCCUCCCCCAGUAUCUGCUGUACGUAAAUGUCAACAUUGUGGGAUUAGUGAAAAGUCUACUCCAGCAAUGCGUCGGGGCCCCGCGGGUCCGAGAACUCUUUGCAAUGCUUGUGGGCUUAGGUGGGCGAACAAGGGGACCUUGAGAGAUCUUACGAAGGCAGGAAGGAUUUCUUCUUUCAACGAAAAUGAGUCGGGAACUCCUCUUGGUGUUGAGCUUGUGGAAGCGGAAAAUCUGUAUCAUAAUCAGAAUGAGCAGGGGAGCCCAGAAGAGAUGAAACCUUUGGCAAUGGAGUUAGGGAAUCCUUCCAUGAUGCAGAAUGAGCAGGAUUCGCUGGAAGCCACAGAAGCUGUUACUGACAAUUCAGCAGUCCAAGUGGAAAAUUCAUCAGCCAACCUUGAUGAUCAGGAAACUCUAGAUGAGCUUGCGAGCGCAUCAGGGACAGAAUUUGAGAUUCCAACAAACUUCGAUGAGCAGGUUGACGUCGAUUCCCACAUGGUGACUGGUUGGCCUGGGACCUGAUUUUGACCUCUAAUUUAAGUUCAGAGUUCUUUCGUGGUUGGGGGAGGAGAGGGAAUGCUAUAGCUGUUUCUCUGCUGACAUUCUGGGAGAUGGUUUUGUUAAUAAUGCCUGUGUAUCUAGCUUGAUGUUGUCCUAGUAAAUACCCUUGCAAAUAUAUGACAUGUGAUCAAUUUUCUGCAUUAUCUUUUAUUUGGGGGGUGGGGAAAAAAACACUUUGACUUUCCUUUAUCACCUUUUUUUCCAAGGGGAUUUUGUGAAUAUCAUUGGCUGAAAUGGAAAGCUUGUUUCAAAGCUACCCUUUGUUAUA